This is a messenger RNA of Dictyostelium discoideum AX4, 2235 nucleotides long. RefSeq names its product SH2 domain-containing protein (gene shkD). Bases 1 to 2235 code for a protein of 744 amino acids. The transcript is spliced from 4 exons. The record is from RefSeq and is a predicted model, not a curated record. Gene Ontology annotation, cellular component: membrane. NCBI's taxonomy places the organism in Eukaryota, Evosea, Eumycetozoa, Dictyosteliales, Dictyosteliaceae. Gene Ontology annotation, molecular function: protein kinase activity; protein serine kinase activity; protein tyrosine kinase activity.
AUGAAGAGGUUCUUUUCGAAUCUCUUUAAGAGAAAACAAGACCAGAAUAGUCAUAUUAAACAAAUAAAUGGGCCAACAACAUCAACUCCUACAACAACUCCUACAACUCCUACAACUCCUACAACAACUCAAACACCAACGCCACAAAAUAAUAAUACAAAUAAUAAUACAAAUAAUAACAACAAUACAAAUAGUAAUAAUAGUAACCAACAAAAGAAAGAACAAGCACAAGCAUCACCAUCAACUAAUCAAACACAAACACCAUCUAAUAAUACAAUAUCAACAUCUCCAACUGUUACAACACAACCAAGUUUCACACCAGGUGUUAUAAGUACAUCAAAACUUACAACAUCACCACCAGAAAGUCCAAGACCACCAACUUCAACAACUAAUACUACACAACCAUCAACCACUACAACCACAGCUACUAAUAGUACCAAUACAAACACAGCAUCAGCACCAACUAAAACAGCAUCUCCAAGCUCACCAAGUGCAACAGCUUCACCAAAUAAUAAUAGUAAUAAUACAACUACUACUGCUGCAACUACUACAACUACUACAACUACUACAACCACUACAAAUGCAAAUCAAACAGCAAGUGUUAAUCACACUAGCAGUGACCAAUCAUUAAAUGCUCAAAAUGUAACACAAACAAAUAAUAACAACAACAAUAAUAAUAAUAAUAAUAAUAAUAAUAAUGCAAAUAAUACAAAACCAAUUAAUCCAAAUGAUUAUAUUCCAUUGGAUUUUGUGGAUUCUACACCAAAAGUUGAUAACAAUCAACCAAAAAGAAAAGCAAGUGGACCACCAGAAAUUUUACCAGAAGAAAUUGAUAGAACUGAUUUCCUUGGUCAAGGUUCAUUUGGUUCUGUAUACAAAGGAAAAUGUCGUGGUCAAGAAGUAGCAGUUAAAAUUCCAAGAAAACAAAAACUUAGUUUAUAUGAAUUAACUAGUUUUAGACAUGAAGUUAAAAUUAUGAGUAAAAUCUUCCAUCCAAAUGUAGUAUUGUUUUUAGGUGCUUGUACACAAUCAGGUAAAAUGCAAAUUGUUACAGAACUUUGUCAAACAGAUUUAGAAAAGUUAUUACAUAAUGAUCGUACCAAAAAGGAGUUUAGUUUAUUUAGAAGAAUGCAAAUGGCUAAAGAUGCAGCAUUAGGUAUGAAUUGGUUACAUGGUAUUACUAGAAUUGUUCAUAACGAUUUAAAAACAGCAAAUCUCUUGGUAGAUAUUAACUUGCGUGUUAAAGUAACUGAUUUUGGUUUCAGUCAAAUUAAAGAAGGUGAAGAAUUUCAAGAUAAAGCAGCAAAAGGAACUCCAUUAUGGAUGGCACCAGAAGUUAUGAUGGGUAAUCCAUAUAAUGAAAAAGCAGAUGUCUAUAGUUUUGGUAUUAUUUUAUGGGAAAUUUUAACAAAGGAAGCACCAUAUUCACAUCAUAAAGAUUACGAUAUUUUCUUUAAUGCAAUUUGUAACGAGAAAGAGAGACCACCAAUUCCAGCAGAUACACUUCCAAGUUUACGUCAUUUAAUUCAAACAUGUUGGGAUCAUAAUCCACAAAAUAGACCAUCAUUUAGCGAAAUCUUAUUCAGAUUGAAUGAGAUUUUAAUCGAUUGUGCAAUCGAUUUCGACGAUGGAAGAAAGUAUUGGAAAGAACAUUUCUUAGUACCAAAACAAGAAUUACAAGAGGAGGUUGAAUGGUCAGACUUUGAAAAAACUUUGAAAGCCACUCACAAACAAUUAAAUCUCGAUUAUGCUCCACUCAAAGAGUUACUCGUUCAACAAUCUCAUCAAACUGUUCAAAAAACUAAACAAGUUGUCACUAUGGAAAGAUUUGAUAAAGUUAGUAAAUGGUUUGGUUCUUUCUUUGAACCAAAUACUGGUAUUGAAACUAUUGAUAAUAUUAAUAAAUUAUCAGCAAAAAUUUGGUUCCAUGGUGAUAUUGUAAGAGAACAAGCAACAUCUAGAUUAUCAAAAGCAGCUGAAGGAGCAUUUUUAAUUAGAUUAUCAUCAACCGAACCAAAGACAUGUCCUUUCACAUUGUCAAUGAAAAAUAAUCAACACCGUAGAAUUCAAUUGAUCGAUGAAAAUAAUUUUACAGGUUUUAAGAUUCAAGGAAAGACAGCAGUUUACAAUAGUUUAAUAGAAUUGGUCGAAAAAUGUAAUGACUAUCCAUUAUUAGUACCUUGUCCAAAAUUCACACAAGAAACUUUUAAUCCUUAUGAUCCUUAUACAAAUUAA